This is a messenger RNA of Penicillium antarcticum, 1902 nucleotides long. RefSeq lists its product as uncharacterized. Bases 1 to 1902 code for a protein of 633 amino acids. Gene Ontology annotation, biological process: regulation of DNA-templated transcription. Lineage: Eukaryota; Fungi; Ascomycota; Eurotiomycetes; Eurotiales; Aspergillaceae. Gene Ontology annotation, molecular function: DNA-binding transcription factor activity, RNA polymerase II-specific; zinc ion binding. The record is from RefSeq and is a predicted model, not a curated record. The transcript has 6 exons.
AUGAAGGCGUUUGAGGGUCGCGCUCCCGUUGAAUACCCUCGAAAGCGUGCGUCAAUUGCCUGCAACUUCUGUCGCCAUCGGAAGCGGAAGUGCGAUGGCCAAAAGCCAACCUGUGGGCUUUGCGCCGAUGCUGGCGCCCAGUGCGAGUACCAAGAAAGUGACAGGGUGCAGGAUAUUCCAGCGGAAAUACUGUCUCGCUUGAGUCACAUGGAGACCCUUCUUCAGCAACAGAAAGAAGCUAUCGCCGAACUCUCGACUCGAGUUACAUCGCAAGAUUCCUCUCCCCAGGCCGACCCGUUGAUUUCGUUGCCAAAUGUGUCGGGGCAUCUGGCUCAACCGCGCUACAACUGGUACCCGUCGCCCGCCAAUACAUACGAUAAAUCGUCAAUCAGCCUUCCUCCAAACCAGGAAGAGCCUCUGCCCAUUCCUCUGGGCCACUCAGCUCCAACAGAACGACUCUUUUUUCUGGACCGAAUCAAGAACCUGAUCGGCGAAUACCCUCAAGAUUUCUUCAUGCAACUGGAAUCAACCCGCCUACCCAAAUUUGAAGACAAAAACGUCAACAACAGCUUCGACCGAAUUGACCCGACCCUGUUCCAAACACGGAUUACAGAGCCAUAUUUCAACGAGUUUCUAACAAACGUUCAUGCCUUCUUCCCUCUUAUGGAACCUUUAGCGUUGCGCACCGUCUACGAGAACUUCACACUAGUACCACGAGGCAAUAGUAUCCAAACAAUUCUUUGCCUGGUUAUCAUUGCGCUGGGCAAAGUCUCCGCGAACCCCGGACACAUCUUUGACAUUGAAGCGGCCGAUGAUCGGAAUGGGAUUGAAUAUUUCGCGCCGGCAUAUCACGAGCUGAAGAACCGGUGGUCGGCAUUCUUGCCUAUGAACCGCAGUCCCUUUGUGCCGUUGGCAUUUGUCUAUGCCUCGUUGUAUUUCCGCUAUAUCGGACGUCCGUUCCACGCGUCUACUAUGAUCACGGAUGCAUCUACGGCGGUCAAGUCGCUGCAUUCUCUAUUGAGUGUCAAGCCCAUGAUGCGGGAGCAUGACACCCUUUUCCGAACUACCUGGGCCUGCUACAUUCUGGAAUGUGACGACUUGGCCGAAUUCAACUUCCCCCGCAGCGGAAUCGAGUUCCUCGUGGAAGGGCCCCCAUCAGUCGAAGGAGGAAUGCAUUUCCCCCGACUCUCCGAACCAACUCAGAGAAGCAAUCUAGUAUUCCUCGCAAUGUGCUCAAUCCGCAAGCUGCUAAACCGAGUACACACCUGGAUCUACGACCCAACCUUCCUGGACAACUACGCUGCCGCCUCACCAUCGCAACAAAAGUCACACCCUACCACGCCACGACCGCAGAAGCAUUCAAUUGCUUCUCUGGAAAGGAUUUGCGUUGAGCUCAACCGCCAGCUUGAGGAAUGGUUCCAAUCUUUGCCGCCCCAGAUCCGACCAGACCUGAAAAAGCCCACGUCUCAUCAAGACGUAUACGACAGUUAUAUUCGCGCGCGAUAUUACGCCACGAAACACAUCAUUUACCGACCGAGUCUUGUUUACGCCGCUCAGAACAAAGAUACCAACGUGCUGCCUGACUAUGUCUUUGGGAACUGCAAGCAAUGCAUUGCCAGCUGUCGCAAAUUCGUGGAGGCGGCAUCGCUUCUUCUCGAGAAGAGGACCCAUUCCAAUUGGCUACGAAUGCAAGCACUCUUGGCCGCCAUAUUCACCUUGGCGACAGCAAAAAGCACCCCGUCCCUCGAAGCGAUCGUCUCGGACUUCGACUUUGAUCAAUUGAUGAAGGAAGCCAUACAGUCAAUCGGGCUAUGGGCACAACACUCGGAGUCAGCAGAUGCAAUUCUGAGCAUCAUCAAGACAAUCCGGCAAAAAAUACGACUCUCCGUCUCCAGAAAUUAG